AUGAAACUACUUCCAAAGGUUGUCCAGAGGCUCACGGGACAAGACCAUGCCGCACAACAUUACCAACAUACAGUGGAGUACUUGAGACUACUACAGAAACAUCAUGCACUCACAUUGAAACGUCGUUGCUUCAUCGCGUUGAUCACGGCCAUAUGCACUGCCGUACCGGCUGGCGCAACUCACUUGUCUGACGCGACCAAGCGCCAACUACGCAUGAUGCCACAAGAGCUACGUGAAGAGCUUAUUCACUUUAUGAUGGAGUUCCGUCUACUAAACUAUACUAGUAUUGGUGGUGGCAACUCGAGUGGCGGUGGCAGCAGUAGCAAAGUGACAACAGCAUCGUUGUCAACACUGUUGGCACAGUUGGCCGAUGACAACAUACAUACAUUGGACUUUAGAAUUGUUAGAAGCAAGAUAUCACAAUGUGAUGCCACCAAAGAGUUGUUGCGAACAUGUCGCAACAUUCAUCACCUAGACUUCUCCUUCUGCUAUGACAUUGAUGACUCUGUCCUCAAGAUCCUUCUCAUGUCCAAUGGUGUUCAACAUCAAUCCCAACAUCAACAACAACAGCAACAACAGCAACAACAGAUUGAGUCUACAACAGCCGGUCUGAUAAUGUCACCCUCCAAGAAGGGUGGUGUUGGCGCAUCAGAGUCCUCAUCAACAUCCACGUCCACAUCCAACUCCAACAACUCCCCAUCCACCUCAUCCACCUCCACCUCGUCCUCCUCAUUCAGCAUUGGUAACCUCAAGAACAAGUUAAAGAAGAAGAUGGGCAUGUCUUCAUCAGACCCAGUGAUUCGCAACCCAGGUGGAGGCGGUGGCAAUCACUCGAUGAUGUCCAAUCAUAGUGGUGAUCUGGAGACGACCAGCUCAGCCAGCUCAUCCAACACAUCAAGUCUGCUUAGCAUCGGUCUGGAAAGCCUGUCGAUCAGACAUUGCACCACGUUCUCGGACGCCAUGCUGAGGAAGUUGUUCAAGGCAUCGCCAAGUCUUACAUCGUUGGAUGUGUCUGGCACCAAGGUGUCGGCCAAGACACUGCUGACCAUCACAUCUAAGUGCAAGGCCAUUCGCAGCCUAUCCAUUGGCAGACUGUCGUGUGCCGACAUCCUCACGCCCAAGGUCACGGCCACCUUCUGCAACUUGUCCAGUCUGACCAACCUUGAUCUGGGCCAUCUGCCAGGUCUUGAUGGCCGUGCCCUCAUCUCAAUGUUGAGCAACCCCACCAAGUCCAUUCACGUAUCAUCGUCCGCAUCAUCAACCAGCAGCAGCGCACAUGCACGCAGACACACAAUCGCCUCAUCGUCGACCAUGACACUAUCGUCCAACUUGUCAUCAAACAUCUCAUCCAACAUCUCCACAUCCACCUCAUCAAUGCACACCUCCAAGCUGGACGAUGCCAAUCACUACAAUCAAUCAAUAUACCCCGCCAACAUACAGAGUCUGAACAUGGCGCAGACCCUUAUCGACGACGAGACUCUAUCCAGCCUGCCCAACAUGCUCCCACAGCUACACUCACUAGACAUAUCAUUCUGCUCGCGGGUUGGCGAUGACGGCAUGCUUGAUCUCGCGACCAAUGGCCUGACCUCACUCACACAUCUGGCAUGCCAGACUGUCAAGGCAUCGGAUGGACUACUCGAGGUACUCAAGUGCAAUCCAUGCAUCCACUACCUCGACAUCAGCUUCGCCCAGGUCAAGGACAAACACCUUCGCGAACUACCUCACCACAUCAACAGUCUUCGCACACUAAAGCUCGACGGUCUUCCAAUCACUGACAAUGUAUUUAAUCUGAUAUCCAAGGCGAAUCAAUGUUUGGAAGUUGUAAGCCUGUCUCAAUGUAGUACGAUUACGUUUGAAUUGUUCAAUGUGCUGGCAGACAACUGUCCACUGUUGCGCAAGUUGUAUAUGUCGCAUAGCCGCAUUGGUCCAGUCGCACUCGACAAGAUCACAAGGUUCUUCGACUCGGCCACCCGUCUAAAGACAUUGAACAUUGCAUUCUCCAACAUGGUCACCGAUGACAUUGUAACCGCGCUGUCCAAGAGUCGAUGCGCAGCCAACCUCGAAUCGUUGUUCAUUGGUGGCGGUUUCCAACAGCUGGAGAACGCAUCCAUGCACGCGUUGAUCGACACCUGUCCAAACAUCCGCAUCUUCUCAUGCAUCAGUUGUUACAACAUCACCGACACGACCGUGCGCUGCAUCAUGAAGAAGUGGCUGCUGCUGGAGGCUCUGGAGCUGACCGAUUGCAUCAAGCUAUCGCUCAACACUGUCAACUACCUCACGUUGGACACGCAUCUCCACUUCCAUCUUCGCUUUAUCUUCUUUGGCAGCGCAAUCUGUGAGGAGGUCAACGAGCAGUCGAUCAUCAACAAGAUCGAAGGCAAGACCACCAUUGAGUUAUUGGAGACACAACAGCUGAUGACCCUGGAGGAUCUCAUCCUUCAAGGUUGGAUCAAGCCAUGA
Molecule: messenger RNA, 2460 nt
Organism: Acytostelium subglobosum LB1
Lineage: Eukaryota; Evosea; Eumycetozoa; Acytosteliales; Acytosteliaceae
Exons: 2
Coding region: 1-2460 (819 amino acids)
Biological process (GO): SCF-dependent proteasomal ubiquitin-dependent protein catabolic process
Cellular component (GO): SCF ubiquitin ligase complex
Molecular function (GO): protein binding
Source: RefSeq, a predicted model, not a curated record